AUGAAGGUCGCAGUACUCGGUGGAACCGGCGAGACUGGAACUUCCAUUAUGAAUGGACUGCUCUCCUCGCCUGAGACGAAAUACGAGAUAACUGCGCUUAUCCGACCGAGCUCGCUUGAGAAGCCAGAGGUCAAAGCUUUAGAGAAGAGGGGCGUCAAGAUUGCCACAGUAGACCUGAGCGGACCCGAAGAUGAAAUCGCGAAUCAGCUUACCGGUCAUGAGGUGGUCGUCUCAGCCAUUGUGGCAGACAAGCUGCUCGACCAAAUCCCCCUCGCCAAUGCGGCUAAGAAAGCGGGGGUAAAGCGAUUCGUCCCCUGCUUCUUUGGGACGGUGAUGCCCGGCAGGGGCAUGUUAUGGUUCCGAGAUCAGAAAGAGGAUGUCUUAAACCAUAUCCAGACUAUCUACCUCCCGUACACGGUCAUCGAUGUUGGCUGGUGGUACCAGAUCAGCUUGCCCCGUCUGGCCUCGGGACGGAUUGACGCAGUCGCGAGCCCAUUUGACAACUGGAUCGCUGGAGAUGGAAGCGUUCUCUCUGGUAUGACUGACCUCCGCGACGUUGGCAAAUACGUCGCCCGCAUCAUUGCGGACCCACGGACCCUGAAUCACAGAGUCUUCGCCUUCACCGAACUCAUGUCCCAGAAUGAAGUAUACGAUCUGAUUGAGAAGAUGAGUGGAGAAAAGGUUGAGAGAAGAUACAUGUCGGCUGAUGAGAUUGAGGCUGCGAUGGUCAAGGCGAAGGAUGACAAGGCCAACCCUCAUAGGCUAUCGGUUUUACAAUAUCGGAAAUCGUGGGGCCUCCGAGGAGACAACACGCCGGAGUACGUGCGAUACCUAGGAUAUCAAAUCGCCAAGGAUCUGUAUCCUGACUUAACGGGAAAUUCGUUUGAGGCUUUCUGCGGCGAGGCUCUGGAGGGCAAGGUCAACUCCAUCUACGAGAAGAAGAAGCGUGAGGCCAUGGAAGCAGCUGGUAAAAAGUAA
Molecule: messenger RNA, 978 nt
Organism: Colletotrichum abscissum
Lineage: Eukaryota; Fungi; Ascomycota; Sordariomycetes; Glomerellales; Glomerellaceae
Product: isoflavone reductase
Exons: 4
Coding region: 1-978 (325 amino acids)
Source: RefSeq, a predicted model, not a curated record